GCUAAACCAUAACGUUUUAACAGUCAUCAAACCCUCAUAGUCUCAAAUCAACAUUAUGGGAAGACGCACCAGAAUCUUAAUCGCCGCCCCGGCCGCUAGUAAUUAUUAUCAAACCAAUCAAGUCCAGUGCCGCUCUAGUACUAGCACUGAGAUCAAUCAACCCAGCCCCUGGCCACCGUUAUAACAAAAUGAUCCAAAUGAACGGCAUGUGACGAGUGGUGCGGGCCCUUCGAAUCUUUUGAAUCAGCAUCUCGGCAAUCACCUGUUUGAUAUCCAUCAAUAAGUGAUGUCCCCAUUUCUUUCAUCGUGGAUUUGUACAACUCGGAACGUAAGUUUAGCGCCUUGAAUCGCACAUAAUAUAUAAUAGCUCACAGUGGUCAUCCAUUUCUCAUCAACGAAAUGUCUAAAGUUUCCAAGCUCGUGACAUCAUCCGACGGUUGCGAGAUCUUUGCUGAAGGCGCCGGCAACCUCGACGGUCCAACCAUUGUCUUGGUUCAUGGCUUAGGGUCAUCCACAGUCGUAUUCAAUAACCUUUUCAAAGACGAUCAGCUACUUUCCAAAGUUUAUCUUGUGAGGUAUGACAUGAGAAGUCAUGGCAGGAGCGGCAGACCUGCGAACCAGAGCGAUUAUUCCUCUCCGAACUUCGCCUCGGAUUUCAUGGCUGUGGUCGAGGGAUUUAACCGACAAAAUCCCUAUUUACUCGGCUGGAGUUUGGGAGGAACUGUUGUGACGGAUGUCUGCACCCACUGUCCCGCUGGCUAUGUAGCAGGCAUCAUCUACGUUUCCGCGCUCCCUUACAUCGGAGCGAUCAUGAUGGACUUGGGAAAAGAGUGCCUUAAAAACCUUCAUCCAAGACUUCUUACGCAAGACGCCGCGGAUGCGCUGAAAGCGAGGAUUGACUUUGUCGAUUCUACGAUCAAUGAUUGUAAUGCUUCGAACUGGGACGACCGGUUACUUUGGGUUGGAGCAUUCAGUCACCUGAAUGCCAAUGACGUGUUGAACGCCAUGUCACGGCAGCAAGAUCCGGAGCCGCUUUUUGCUGCGGGGAGGGGGGGAUUGAGAUUGCUUCAUCUAUAUGGAGAUGCUGAUCAACAAUUGGACAACGUGGUCGCCGAGGCACAAGUGAGCAAGCAUUUUAUUAACAAGAAAGUUGUUGUCAUCAAGGGUGGAGGUCACGCACUAUUUUACGAAUUCCAAGGCCAGGUUGUCGAGGAACUUUUGGCAUUUGUUACCAAGUAGAUUGCAUAUCACCGCUGCUAGCUAUGGACAGCCAAAAUGCCGUGCUGUGUUACUUAACACGUUGUACUUAUUACUGUGAUUAUACAUCUGGACUGGUCAUCAUUCACAAA
This is a messenger RNA of Suillus subalutaceus, 1349 nucleotides long. RefSeq names its product Alpha/Beta hydrolase protein. The transcript is spliced from 5 exons. NCBI's taxonomy places the organism in Eukaryota, Fungi, Basidiomycota, Agaricomycetes, Boletales, Suillaceae. The record is from RefSeq and is a predicted model, not a curated record. The coding region runs from base 400 to 1239 and encodes 279 amino acids.